AAUAUGAAAUAAAUUUAUAACAGAAGAAAACAAAAGAGUAGUGUCAAAGUGCCGUGAAAAAUUUAUAAUAGUAUCAUUUGCUAAAAGCAAGAGUGCGGGCGCGUAUGUAUGAGUUUAGGUUUAAAUUUGUUUGUCGUCGCGAUAUAUGUAUAGGCAUGAGUCGUUUCACGCAAGUAAGUCGUGUUUAUACAUAUUUUCCAUAUCAAUAUCCGCUCUAAAGGAUAAUUUCUUAAGGUAAAAAGCGGAAUUUGAUUCAAACAGUCAAAACAAAGGGAGAAAAAAAUAUGAAAGACUAAUGAAUAAUGGAAUAUGAAGUAAAGGGAGAAAGCAGAAAAAAGUUGACCUUUCAAAAAUCGCCCAAUGUACAAGAGUUGAAUUAAAGAUGAGAGUAUUGUAAAUGACGACUUAAUUUGUAAACUAAGUAACUCAGUUUUCUUUUGUAUUUCUUGCCUUGCUCUAUACAUCAUAAAGCACAUCAAAAAACUGCCUAACAAUAGUUUGUCUACAUUUUCUCACAUAAUUUUUAGAAAUAAAUAAAUAAAAUUUUCAUCAAAAAAAUAUAGAAUAGAUAUAUAAAAUAUAAAAUAUAGAAAAAACUUCCCAUAUAUUUUACUUGUGUUCUCCAUACUUCGUUAAAUAUUAAUAAUGGCGGCCAUAUAUCAUAUUACUCAAGAUUCGGAGAAGGAAAAUCCUCGCAAUAAAGCAAUGAAGGAAAAAUUAGUGACCACGAAUAAGUCACACGUACUACAGCCUUUGGGUGCCAGUGCUCUAGGAGGUCCUUUUAAAGACCAACCCAACAAGCAAGGGCGAGCUAAUUUCUCCUUGCUCAAUAAUAAUCCCAACGCUCGCGUAGUUAUCAGCAAUAGUAACAAUAACGCUGGCGGUGGUGGGAAUACAAUCAUAGCGAAUAACACCAACAAUAAACUGGCCUUCCGUGAGUUGGGUAAUGUUAAAGCAAAGGAUGAAAAUGCCGGAUAUGGCGGUAAUCGUCACACAGCCAAUUUGGCUGUUAAAAAGUCUAUCGUUGAACCAAUGGAACAAUUUAAAACGUUUUCUGUGUAUGAGGAUAAAAGCGAUGCCAUUAUCGAUACGCAUACAACUGCCGUAACGAACAAGCAGCAGCCGCCACAUUAUCCUGCUGCCGCUACAAUAGAACCUAGUCAUGAUGUUGUGGAAAAAGAAAAUUUCUAUGGAGAAAAGCAGCAACAAAAGAAACAACAGCGCGUUUUAGCGGAAAAAAGCGAUUCUUCUUUGGUUCAGAAGUGUGAAGAAAAUGAAUACACGCUGGAUACUACGCCAAUGUCAGUAUCUGAGAUCUUAUCACCUAUGUCCGUAGACCGUUCUGUCAUAAAUUCUCAAUUAUUUACGGACGAUAGUAAUUCUGGAGAGAUUGCUGAUAUAUCUGAGGCAUUAUCUAAUAAGAAAUUACAACUACCUCGUAAUGAUCGUCAACGUUUCUUUGAAGUAGUAGAAUAUCAACGUGAUAUAUUGGAAUAUUUCCGUGAAAGCGAAAAAAAGCAUCGCCCCAAACCUCAUUAUAUGCGCCGCCAAACAGAUAUCAAUUAUUCAAUGCGUGCUAUAUUGGUCGACUGGCUUGUCGAGGUUUCCGAAGAGUACAAUUUAGAUACAGAGACACUGUACUUAUCGGUAUCCUAUAUUGAUCGAUUCCUUAGUCACAUGUCGGUAGUGCGUAACAAGUUGCAAUUGGUUGGAACGGCUGCAAUGUACAUUGCUUCCAAAUAUGAGGAAAUCUAUCCACCGGAUGUAUCGGAAUUUGUUUUCAUUACCGAUGAUACUUACAAUAAGGCACAGGUGUUGCGCAUGGAACAAAUAAUAUUAAAGAUUUUAGCUUUUGAUUUGUGCACACCCACAGCCUAUGUGUUCACGAGCACCUAUUCAGUGCUAAUCGACAUACCGGACAAAGUGAAAUAUUUAACGCUGUAUAUUUGUGAAUUAUCCUUGCUCGAGGCUGAUCCUUAUUUGCGCUUUUAUCCAUCGAUGAUUUCCGCCGCUGCAUUGGCUUUGGCUCGUUUCAUUUGCGAUAUAAACAUUUGGUCAACCGAACUGGAAGAAAUUACUACCUAUCGUUUGGAGGAUUUAAAAGAAGUUUUAUUGUGUCUGUGCAAAUCACAUAACGCUGCCAUCACACUAGCCCAACAAGCCAUACCAGAAAAAUACAAAUCAGAAAAACUCCUUGCGGUGUCGGCGAUUAAACCGGUCGAUAUAAAUGAGCAACAAUACGAUGUUAUCUUGAAAAAUUACAAUGAAAUGUUGGAAAAUGCCAAGCGGAGUAAAGAGCUCAUUUCCACACCGUUAGCAACAGCAACAGUAAUGACAUCAACAGCGUUAACGUCGCCUAAAGUAAAUCUGUUUUUUAAAUUUUAAACUUUUUUUUUUUUAUUUAAUGUAUUUUUAUUACUCAUUUCUUUUGUAUUAUUUUAUUAUAUAAUUUUAUAUUUUAAUUAUUUUUUAUUAACUGAAUAUAACUUAAUUACCUGCAGUUUGGAAUUACAAUACAUAAUAUUAUUAUAUUAAAGACCAUGAUGCUGCUUUUUAUAAAUUGAUUCCAAAACACAAAAGAUAAUAAGUAGCAUAAAAAAACAAAAUAAAAAAAAAAAAAAUUAUUAUAUUUAAGUACACAUUUCCACGACGACGAAAAAAACCAAGAAUAAUUUCAAGAAAAAACAAAAAAAAAAAACUUUUUAUGUGUAAGAAGGAUAUUUAAAUAUUCCCCAAUUUAAGAUUGAUUCGUGGUUCUCUCAUGAAACAUUUUUCAUUGUUUUAGUACGUACUCGUUAAGAUGAAAUGUUAGGUAAAUGUUUGUAAAUUAAUUGAAUUUAUUUUUAUGUACCAUCUAUCUACUAAAUAUUUGUUGGAAAUCAUCUCAGCAGAAACCAUCACCACGGUCAACGUUAACGAGGAGAUCUAAUAAUUAGCUCUAACAAUAAGUGCAUCAGCAAAUGUAUUCGUAAUUUUAAUUUAUAAUCCAAUUCAAAUAUAUUUGUUCCCUUUCGUUGUUCCGAAGAAGAAGAA
This is a messenger RNA of Glossina fuscipes, 3033 nucleotides long. RefSeq names its product G2/mitotic-specific cyclin-A. Gene Ontology annotation, biological process: regulation of cyclin-dependent protein serine/threonine kinase activity; mitotic cell cycle phase transition. Gene Ontology annotation, molecular function: cyclin-dependent protein serine/threonine kinase regulator activity. Gene Ontology annotation, cellular component: nucleus; cytoplasm; cyclin A2-CDK2 complex. The coding region runs from base 646 to 2385 and encodes 579 amino acids. The transcript is spliced from 7 exons. Lineage: Eukaryota; Metazoa; Arthropoda; Insecta; Diptera; Glossinidae. The record is from RefSeq and is a predicted model, not a curated record.